AUGGAAGACAUUAACGCACAGCAUCCACUGUGGGGCUCUGGUGAAAUCUCAAAUCGCGGCAGAAUUCUAGAGACAAUUAUAAACGAAGAUAACCUAAUAAUACUAAACAACGGUGAAAAAGCUUUAUAUUGCCAGCAUAAUCUAAAGGUAGGCAUAGACACACAAAAAGUGGUGUACCAACAGGAAAAAUUAUUUGAAUCUAUAACUACGCAAACGGACUGCAACUUACAAAUAGCAGCCGACAUAAACAAGUUCAAUUCAAUUGUUGACUUAUUCGAAAAUGUUGAGCUGCAGCUUAAAGAAUCAGUGGCGAAUGUGAACAUAAACACAUCGUCGCAAGUGGCAAAUGCUGUAUCGGCGCUAUCGCAGGCCAUUGACAGUAAUUCUUUUAAUAAGGCCGAUGAGCUGGUCACGCUGAAAAACCAUAUCACAUCACUAUUCAACAUAUCUAUGGGAUCCACAAAAAAACACAUUGAAGAGUAUGUAAAUGAUCUCACUGCCGAUUUGACCAGAGAAGUGAAAAAAAUCUGCAGCGAAGUUCAGAACUUGAGCACCCUUACCAUAGAUAUGGCAGCUCAUUGUAAUGAACACUACCUGAGUGAAUCGCGUCCUACACGUGAAGUUUUAGACGAAGUGAAAAUUAUAACAAAUUCAGUUGGCAGUGACAUUCUCAAAGAAGUACAAUCUCUUGCCGGCUCAAUUAACACUUUGGAUAGCAGUAUACGCAAUGCUUGUUUGCCACCAGCGGGCCCCAGCUUGAUGGACGAAUUAAAUGCCCAAUCAACAAAAUCGGGUGACUCAGCUCACCGUUCCACUGCCGAAGCCACUGAAGGGUGGCGCUUUUUGGGUUCGAAGAAAGUGUGGCGCUCUGACUGGACGGAGUACGACACACGUAAUCAGCGUAGAAUUCAACAGCAAAAGAUGAAAGAUAGGGCGAUGGCACGAAGAAAAGCUAAUAAAAAGCAGUUGCAUCAGAUAUCCAGAAGCAGUUAUUAUAACUAUAACCUCAAUGACAACGACAAUAGCAACAACAAUAGCAACAAUAAUCGUAACAACAAUCGCAACAACAAUAGCAGCAAUAAUCGCAACAACAACAACAAUACGCAAGGCGGUCGUCCAACAGCUGGCAACUCUCUUCCCCGGGAUAAGGAUCUACUUGCGGCGGCAAGGGUGCAAUUCUCUAGGCCUCCGUUUGAAAAUCAGCGUGGUAUCAGGUUUCAACGUGGUGAAACACUGAAUCCAUACCCGGUUGUACAUCAAUUUAACUCAACUUCCGCACCAGAUAGAUGCCACGACAAGGUGGUCACCGCCGAUAUUCCCAAAAUGUACAGGCAAAUCAACGUACACGACGACGACACGCGGAUGCUAUACAUCCUGUGGAGAGCACAAUCUAACGAGGAAAUUCAAGCAUACCACUUGACAACCGUCACCUACGGAGAAGCAGCUUCCUCCUUCCUAGCCUGUCGGCACUUUAUCAGAUGGGAGAGGAGAUUAAAUUAA
Topomyia yanbarensis is the source of this 1500-nucleotide messenger RNA. RefSeq names its product integrator complex subunit 1 homolog. The transcript has 4 exons. The record is from RefSeq and is a predicted model, not a curated record. Bases 1 to 1500 code for a protein of 499 amino acids. NCBI's taxonomy places the organism in Eukaryota, Metazoa, Arthropoda, Insecta, Diptera, Culicidae.